AUUAACAAUGGAAAAAAACAGAAAGGCUUUCGAUGCAUCAGAAAUAAAACAUUUGUCCACUUGUUGAUCAAUAAAAAAAAUGUUGGCUCGCUCUAAAAUAGAAAUGCUUUUCGACACACGUAUCGCACGAACAAAUUGCUUGCAAUUUUCAUCCCUCGCGAGCGAGUGGGAUUGUUCGUGGCCGGAAAUUCCUUUACCUUUUGACGCGCUUCGAAUGUCGUCUGUGUCGGAUGGGUGGCUCAUGUAGGGAUGGGGGAAACGAAGCCGAUCGGCUCCUAUUCUCUCUCUAGCGUGGGUCACACAUUUAUGCGCUCGAUCUCUUGCUGGUGGCACACACGCACGCACGAACGGACACAGUGGGGGGAAAGGCGCAUAUACCACCACCCCAUCGCUCUGGAGGUUCGAUUUGCCAUCAAAGCGCGUAAACGCGAUCAAUCUUUGGUCCCUCAAGGGAGGGCCUCUGGUAGGGUCAAGAAAGCAACGAUGCUACGCGUGUAAAGUAUUGUGUGUUGCUCACUGUUUCCCCCCCCCCCCCCCCCCCCCCCUUUUUAUGCUCUCCUUGUGACGAAUGUGGCGAGGCGCUGGCUUCCCGUUAUGCGCGUGUCGCCACCAGGAUCUCGGACAGGAAGCACACGCGAAGGGAGUUGUUUCGCCUUCCCCUUCUGCCCGUACAUAACGGCAAGCUUUUAAGGAAAAGCAGAGAAGGAAUAGGUUUUAUGCGCACCCUUGUUACACGUGUGAUCGAUCCGACUUGCGCGCGACUUCGCGAUCGAUCGCGCGCGGUGGUUUGUGGUAGUAUCGGUUGUGGUCGAAUCUCAACUGAGUGAGAGCGAUCGAGAAAGAAAGCACGCGUUCUCGGUGGCGUUGUUGUUUACCACACACCAAACGCGCGGCAGGCAAGCGCGAGAUGUGUCCCCGCGACAACGAAUGGUGCGCGGAGAGAGAGAGCCUGCGAAGGUUUCUGAGCCGAGCGAGCGUGCACGGCGUUUAACGCCAAUCAGUUCACGAUUCGAUCGCGUUGCGUAUAGGUCGCAUCGUCGUCGGUGCUCUGCUACUGCUGCCGUCGCGAAGAGUGCGUUCCUUGCCGGGAGUGAAUGUUUUUAUGUUUUGUGUUUGCGUUCCUUGUUUGAUGCUGUUUAAACAAAAAAUUGCUUUUCGUUGUGUUUUAAAAAAGUAAAAAAUUUGCUGCAAAAAAAUGAUGUUAAUUGCCCGCGCAAGAUGCGCAAAAUCUCGAGACAUUGCGCACAGCUGGAGAUUUAAAUUGAGUUCAAUUAGCACAGGGACGCGGUGCAGGAAGCAAAAACAACAAAACAGUGAUUGUGAAGUGGAUUGGCUGUUGUGCUAGAACCGCUUUUCUAAUGCGCUAAUGGAAUUGCAAUUGGAUUUCUCCUUUCUUUCGUGUUGGUUUUAUUUGUUGUUGAUGCAUUGGAUAGAAGAUCAAUAGAGGGAGAGAGAACGAGAGGGGUCUUAUUAGUUUCGCGAAUCGAGUUAGAAUUUACCGAGAAAAAAAAAAAACAAAUCAGAGUGAGUGUUUAGCGGUGGUGGAGGUUGCCGAUCGGUUGCGAAAUCGAUUAGCGGUUCUCCACCUUCGCUGUGUAAUAAGCCUCCGGAUCGCGAGAGGGUGAGAAAGGAAGAGGAAGAGGAAAGGAAAAAAAGAACACAUACGCAUGUUGAUGAAGAUGACGAUGAUGAUGAUGAUGAUGAUGAUGAUGGUGUCGAUCGUUGAAGAAUGAACGUUCAUUUUCUUCUCUCGCUUCUUGAAUUUCGAUACGCGUGCCCGUGUGCUCGUGUGUGUGUGCGGGGGCAACGCAUCUUAAAGGUGGCCUGCGGGAAAGGAGGGAAAGGGGACCGCAUGGCGGGAGACUCUGGCGCCACUGGGCCAGUCGAGCGCGCGCCCGUCUUGCUGCGGGUUUGGUUCGCGCACACGGUAUCGAUCAUCAAUGUUUGAUUCCGGUGCGCCGUGUUCCCUUUCCCUUCCCGGUGGGCGGUGUGUUUUGUCCCCCACUCCGCGGACAAGAUCACUGGCCCGCGCGGAACCGCAUCAACAAAACGUGAUUUAGAACAGAUAUUCGAUUCUGGUGUGCGGCGGCGUCACCACCAACAGCCCCGUUUGCGCACUAUUUAACGCCCCCUUUUGCCGCGCAUAGAAGGAAAAAACAGCGGUGUAGUAGCGUUUGUAUGUGCUCUCUGGCGUUAGGUGGUGGUAGCUAGGGGAAGGUGGAAUAAAGUUGUAGAAGGGAAGACAAAAAAAAAACCCAACCACAACACAACACUCGCACCCGGUCGCGCUCGUUCGCACUCGCGUGAGAGUGAGUGCGUGAGUCGGUGGCGUCGUCGUCGGUCGUCUCUUCGGUGGCGCGUACCGAAUAUUUGUUUACUUUGUGUGUAUCGUAAACGAAACGAGCAGAAGGCACCAACAUAACACAACACUCCUCUACUACCUUGAAGCGCACAUCUAGAGAAGGAAAGGGAUGCACAAGGGAAAGGAGAGAAUCAUCAUCAUGCGAAGGAGGGAAAGGACGGAUACGGAUUUUGUUUAUUUUGAUUGCCUUUCGUAUUGACAUUAGAGAUAAAUAGGAGAGAGAGCGGGGUGGGGGGGGGGGGGGUGAUAGGCGAAAAAAAGUGCAGCAAAAGCGACCCUUCCCCCCUUUCCCCCUGGAUUGUGUUUCCAAUGGGAUGGGAAGGAGUUUGUGUUAUUUGUUGCGAGUUAGAGUUCUAAACCUUCUUUUUUGCAAUAUCUGCGCGUAUGUGUGUGUGUGUGUCAAUGACCGGAAACCGAAAAUGAUCGUUUCACAUUUUGUCGCGAAUUUUGCAUUUUUUUCCUCGCUGAUCGAUCACUUUUUUGUUGACACCCUUGUUUUCUUUGGAAUUGUGAUUGGAAAUGUGCAAAUUUUCUCUCAAAUCUUAUCAGACCAAUCACAAGCGGGGAAUGGAAAAUCUAAACACUCACAUGAUGUAUUGGCACAUCAAGCUAUUUUUUUUUUUGGCACGGGUUUCUCCCAGUACGCCAUUUUUUUUUCUAAUUGCUACGUUUCGUUUUUUCUUAUUACCGUGUACCGUCAUUACCGAAAGUAAAUCACGAUUGGAACUAAUUGGAAGCGUUUAGGGAGUGUGCAGAUGCGAAUGUUCGCUGCCGUUGUUGAGCGACCUAUAAAUCAUCCUCACCCUUCAUAACACAAGUUCAAGAUUUGGAGCAAUGGAACACACUCCCCCAACUGGCACGGGAAGGGAAAGCUGCGAAAUGGUUUGCUCUGCUUUAUCAUUUUGCACUGCCCAGGGACGGAAUAGGGGGCUGCAUAGACGUGGUUAUUUCGUGGCGUAGUCUUUUUUUUUUCUUUGGUUGCUGUGUGCUAGAACAUCUUUCUCGCGAGCCUCACUAAUGGUGGUGGUGUGUCGGCGCCAUAAAUUAUCAGUCAGAUUGUGUGUUUGGCCUUUUUUUUGUUGUAAUGGUUGUACUUGUGCGAAAUGGUUGCGCUAAAAUCCUUUAAAUUUUCUUUCAAUUCCUAUUCUGUUUCAAUGUCUUUAAAUGAUAUGAAUAAUAUUCAAAAUAUUUGGAAAUGUGUACAAAAAAUCAUUGCAAAAGUGACAAAGGACCUUGCGGUAGCCCUGUAUCUCAUAUGGAAAAGAUCAUAGUUCACUGUCAAACCUUCUCCCGGUCAAACCCUAAACCAAAAUUUGCGAAUAGCACUGCGAUGAAUACACCCGGUUGCUAAAUGGAGAAGUUGGUUGACCUCUUGUUGAUUUAUUGCGUAAAAAAUGGUCCCAGUUCCGUUCGCAAACCCCCGGCGACACAACUGCCCGUCUUUUGCGAUAACCUUCGUUGUAAUAAAAUUUGUUCGCAUUUUAAAGCAUCAAACCGUGUGGGCAAUAAUAAUGCCUAGGAGUUUGUUGUUAAUAAGGAUUGCCUUCUGGUUUCGGGCCUGUGAUUAGUCGGGAAGCCGAUUAGCUCUCACCCAGUUGUUGUGAUUUUCGGCUCUAUCUCUAUCAAUCCUAAUUACACAGGGACAAAUCAAGCACGCUCUAAUUGGAACCAGUUGGUUACUAGACGCUCAUUUACAGGGAAAGCUGCAAUCAGAAAAUACAGAAGGACAUGUUAUGCUAACCUUUUCGCUUGUAUGUUUCACCUUACGAUAGAAUGUGUGUUGCAACCAGAAGGAUUGCCAGUUGUCGUAAAAGCAUUCGCUGAACCCCGCGUUGUUGAAUGAAGCGAUAAAGUUUAUAUGAUUUUGACUCGUGUUACCUCGGGGCGUAGGACGACCUUUCUGAAGCCGUGUUCAAAAAUGCUUCCACUAUCCGGUUCCCUUGGUAUCUCUGCUAUCGGUAUUGGAAGCUACAGAUCGCCAGUGUAAAAUUGGACAUCUGCAACGAUCGCCCGCGAAAAGCCUGUCUUUUUGGGAUGUUUGUCAUCAUCUGUGUUUAGCCGGUUUUGUUAGUUCACACUUUUCUCCGAUAGUAUUGGUGCGUGUUGCUGCUAUCCUUCAAAACAAGGUGUUUCUGUUGUUUCAUCCUUGUUUUUGUCAUAGUUUGCAUCAUGUUUUUGUGCUAAAAUCUCAUAAUGUUGGAGUAGUAGUUUGUAGUGGAGAUGACUUCUUUUAAGAUCUGUUAUUUCAGACAGACAAUCGUUUGCGUAAGCAUCAUUUGGACUGUUCAUGAUCAUUUCAUGGUUUGAUCCUGACUUGUUGCUGAAGGGUUUUUGAUGAAAGAAUUUAAUUGUCCAACGCCAUUGAAAGUUUUUUUACACACUCCUCCACAAAACUAAUUCUGCAAUUAGCAGUUAAUCGUAAUUAACAAAUUUGGAGUUAUGAUGGGAGUUGAACAUACGACCUGCGGUACAUCAGGCCGAUUCUUUCCGGAUGACACUAUGCAGUCGUCUCGGCAUUAGACAUGUUCUGUGGCCGUUUUAUUUGACUUCAAACAAACGUUUGUAUCAAUUUUGAUCCGGAUUUUCUGCUUCAAAAUGAUCAUAAAAAACGGAUCUUACAUAGCAGAAGUGUACAAAAAAAUUACAUAGGGUGUUGUAAAGAGUGUAUAGAUUGCUUGCCUGUUACAAAAUCACGACCAGUGCAAAUGAGAUUGUAAAGAAGCAUUCGCAGCUACCGGGUUUUCGUACCGUGUGUGUUAGAAUCUCACAACAUAAGCUAGACAAACGUUCAAUAUAAUCAUCAUCAUCAUCAUCGCCGUGUUCGUCGCUAUCAUCAUCAUGUUGGAGUUUCCUUUUUUGUUCGCUCGUAAAGAUAUUCCACACACAAAAAAAAAAACUGAAUUGCCUUCACCCGAUUCGAGGAGAAGAAAUCCAAUUAUCAUCGUGAUAUCGUACUCUUAGCUAUGCGGGAUUCCAAUCCGCGACCGGGAAAGGAUUAUAGCAAAUCGUGCCGAGUCAUAGCGAUUGAAGAACGAACCAUUCCCACACCGGGUGGCGAAAUACCAGUGAAAUAGAAAAAACCAAACCCAAAAAGAGAAAAUCACCUGUAAGACGCGUUGACUGUGGGAAGGUGUUAUAAGUGAUAAUAAUCGUGAACCGAUCGCGCGCAAUCUAAACCAUCUCGAUUUACUCUUCAGGCGUGUGUUUUUCUUCCUUCGUAGUAAUAGUAGUAGUAAUAGCAGCAGUGGAUAAACUUGUUGCUGGAAUGUUAUGUGGUGCAGUUCUUUCGCGCUUCGUAUGAUAGAGUUAAUGGAAGUUCUAGCAAUCUUCUCCUGAGAUACCGUUGCGCCGGCAUUGAGUUAUGUGAUUUCGUUACCGUGAUACGUUCCGAAAGUGUCAGCAAUACAAGUAAAGCGGUAAAGGUACUACAAGUUCGUGUUGAGACGAUCAGAAAGUGUCUGGUUCAAUACUGUGCCAUUUCAAUGCUUCACCCACUGGAUUAUAACACACCGUCGGGGGCAGAAAUGGCGAAUUACGGCAAUGAUUACUAUUUCACAAUGGACACCGACGAUGUGGAAUCCUCGAGCAGUAGCACGAUGUCGAGCCUGAACAGUCUGUUUUCCUUCACCAGCCCGGCGGUGAAGAAGCUGCUCGGCUGGAAGCAGGGCGACGAGGAGGAAAAAUGGGCCGAAAAGGCGGUGGACAGUCUGGUGAAGAAGCUGAAGAAGCGAAAGGGCGCCAUCGAGGAGCUGGAGCGUGCCCUCUCCUGCCCGGGACAGCCAUCCAAGUGCGUCACCAUACCGCGAUCGCUCGAUGGACGGCUGCAGGUAUCGCACCGCAAGGGGCUGCCGCACGUCAUCUACUGUCGCGUGUGGCGCUGGCCGGACCUGCAGAGCCACCACGAGCUGAAGCCGAUCGAAACGUGCCAGUAUCCGUUCAGCGCGAAGCAGAAGGAGGUGUGCAUCAACCCGUACCACUACAAGCGCGUUGAGAGCCCGGUGCUGCCGCCGGUGCUGGUGCCCCGCCACUCGGAGUUUGCGCCGGGCCACUCGCUGCUGCCCUUCCACCAGAUGAACGAGCCGAACAUGCCGCACAACGUGAACUACUCGAACACGGGCUUCAACAACUCGCACAUGGGCGGCGGAGGUGGUGGUGGUGGAGGGGGUGGCGGGGGUGGAGGAGGCGGUGGAAAUGGUGGCAAUGGUGGCAAUGGUGGGGGCGGAGCAGGCGGUGGACCGAACUCGCCCAUUUCGUCGCACAUGGGACCGAACAGCCCGAUGUCGUCGGUGUCGAGCCCGGGGCCAAUCAGCUCGAACCCGCAGAGCCCGUACGGGGCGCUGCCGGAGACGCCCCCGCCCGCCUACAGCCCGCCGGAGGAGGGCAACACGGUGAGCGGCGGCCAGGACGGCAACCAGAUGGACACGAACCAGAUGCACGGCGAGGUGGCACCGGUCAGCUACCAGGAGCCGCCGUACUGGGCGAGCAUAGCGUACUACGAGCUGAACUGUCGCGUCGGCGAGGUGUUCCACUGCACCAACACGUCGAUCAUCGUCGACGGGUUCACGAACCCGUCGAACAACUCGGACCGCUUCUGCCUCGGCCAGCUGAGCAACGUGAACCGGAACAGCACGAUCGAGAACACCCGGCGCCACAUCGGCAAGGGGGUGCACCUGUACUACGUCGGGGGCGAGGUGUACGCGGAGUGUCUGUCCGACUCGGCGAUCUUCGUGCAGAGCCGGAACUGCAACCAUCACCACGGGUUCCAUCCGAGCACGGUGUGCAAAAUACCGCCCGGCUGCUCGCUCAAGAUCUUCAACAACCAGGAGUUCGCCCAGCUGCUGUCGCAGUCGGUCAACCACGGCUUCGAGGCGGUGUACGAGCUGACCAAGAUGUGCACGAUACGCAUGAGCUUCGUGAAGGGGUGGGGCGCCGAGUACCAUCGGCAGGACGUGACGUCGACGCCGUGCUGGAUCGAAAUUCAUCUGCACGGGCCGCUGCAGUGGCUGGACAAGGUGCUGAUGCAGAUGGGUUCGCCGCACAACGCGAUCAGCUCGGUGUCGUAAGGGGGUGUGGGUGGGUGUGUGUGUGUGUGGUACGCGCGUCUUCAGACUAGACAUUUAGCGGUAAAGGCGGACGUGUGUUCGGACAGUUUGGUGUAAAAGAAUGUAGACUAAUACUGCUGGGCCGAGCGGAAGGGAUACGUGUUUGCUAGUAUCAGCCUAGUGACUAAACAUAGCAUCAUACUUAUCGUUUAAGACUAAAGGUGAAGUAAACUGGACGAUGCCAUUAUAGAACGGAAACGGGAAGAUUUCAACCAUCCUGAGCCAGAGCAAUCUAUUAAUUACGAAAAAAAAAUAGCGAAACCUCAUGCACGAAAAAAGGGCGAAAAAAGAGUACAUUUGAAGGUUUAGUCUUUAUUUUAGUGCAUUACGGGUUCGGCAUCCAAACACGCAGCACAGAAUGCUCCAGUUCGUACGUGCGCGAGAGUGUUUUCGAUGCAAGAAACGGUACGGUAAUGUAAUGUACGCAAGCCAGCUAGCAGUUUAAGGGGGUUUUGUUGAUAAGUGUCUUUAUACGUUUUAAUUGUUUGUUUUUUUAAUUUGCCCGACCUUUUAAGCAGAUGACAGAUUUAGCGUUAUAAGAAUGCUGUUUAGUUUCUUCGUACCUUGUUAAGAAUAUCCGUGUGCGCUGGUAUGGAAAGCGAGCAUAAGAAGAUAGUUAUAUCCGUUUACAUUUUAGCACGAUGGCGCAGCGUUGAACCGACUAAACCGAUGAUCCGGCAUCGCUUUACAGUAUGAUUAGGGGUUUGUUUUUAAAUACUGCUGCAUAAUGCGCCAAUUGAUGCACUUUUUUUUUGUUAUUGUGAAGAAAAGGCUGCAGUACCUGUGUGUGGGGCUACUAUUUGUCCCGCGAAGAACGAAUCAGCAACCAUGCAAUGGGUUUCAAUAAUGUAGGUUGUUUGACCUUAUUUUGGAGAAGUUACUACAGACAAACGUUGCUCUCCAGUUAACUGUGCCCCUGUGUGUUGACGGCAACCAGCAGCAGCUGCAAACACGCGGCGGUUGUGCAAACAAAAAAAGGUCCUAGCAGAGCGAGUGCAAUUUAUAUGUUCCCCCGAAAGAGUCAGGCCUAGUAGAUCACAAUCAAACGGGAUGGAUACGAUUUUUGAACGUGAUAAGAUUAUUCUGAUGCCAUCAAACAAACGUGCAACUAUGAGAAGAAUAUAGAGUUAAGACAAAAGAAAACGCAAGAUGCAAUUUAUUGUUUACAGAGAGUGGCGGUGUAUGAAAACUGCUUCCGCACGCGCGUGCACCCGUUUGGAGCUACGAUUUUCGUGUACUGUAAGUGUGGUGCAACAAAUUCUGCUCUAACAGUGUGUGUAUGUGCGUUUUUAUGUUACAAUAUAUCUUUUUUUUAUGUUUGUAGCAAAGUUUUAUUCAGUUGCUAGUAAAAUUAACUUGUUUCAUAGAGUUCGGUUUAAUAUAAAAGUUCUUAUAAGAUUUCUAAGAGAGCGAUAGAGAGAGAGAGGUUCGCUGAGAUGUAUGCUUUUUUUAUAAUGACGUUAUUCUUUAUUAUUGCUUGUGCUUCCCGCUGUGCUCGACCAGCAGAUUUAAUCUUGCGUGCGAGUGCAACCAAACCUUACAUGCCAACACUAAGCUUAGCGUUCACGCAGUUGAUAGUGCACGAGGGACGAUUCAACCCUUCAGAUUCAAUCUUUCUCCUACACUGUUUCAGUAUUUCAGCACCCCGAAACGAAACAUACACUCUCCGUACCUUGCUUUUUACUUGGUGGUUGAAGUGCUAAAAGAAAAGCUUUCACAAAUAUUGGCUCCCAAACGUUCUUCCCAUCCUUUGCCUAUGUGCCCACAACGCUAAUGACGCGUAAAAAACGUUUCCUUUGUGCAAUGCUUUCGUUAGUAGAAAGUAAGUAAGAUAAAACUGAAUUGAUUGCCUUAUAUUACAAAACAAAAAAAUAACAACAACAGUGUCGACGUUGUAGUGCCUCAAGCAGCUUGUAACAGACUAAUAGAUGUUUUGCAAAUGUUAUAUUUUGACAAAGAAAGGAGAUGCGCUUCUCUCUGCCUUGAACACAAUUGUGCCACCGCGAAUGCGAAAAGAAAACGGAACGGAAACGGUUCGGCCUUGAUUGGAUGAAACGAAAACCGAAAAGGACGACAAACGCUUUUAGACAGUGGACAGGAACGUGUUUGGCCUUUUGCAUAAAUGCCUUUGUUUUUGUUUUUAACUAGACGUUUAAGUGAAUGUGCAAGCCGAUAAAGCAUGCAAUACAGAAAUGCGCCUUAUUUUUCACGAUACACAAUAACAACAGCCUUUUCAAAGACAGGAUUCACGCAGGAUGGAGAUACUUCGACGCGUAAAGUUGGUCCGUACUUUGCUGUGGUUGAAUUUAUUUUUUCAUAAGCUCCAAAAUGCUUAACAGAUGAGGACGACGAAAUUAGAAAAAAAAAGAAACACAUUUAAAGAGUUUACCAAGGCCAUAUUACUGGCAACUGGGAAAUACGACCGGACUAUCAAACUAUUAAGUGUCGUGUUCGAUUAUGUAUUUUUAGCAAAUUGAUUCUCCUCAUCCGUGUGCGUGUGUGUAUGUGUGCGUGUGCCUGUGUGUGCGUGCUUCGUGCCUUGAAUUACGUUUGCGACUCUGUGUGCGUGUGUGUGCGUGUGUAUAUGCGUGUUCGUGUUUGCGUCUGUAUAGUGUGAAUUAUUUUGAAAUACAGUUACUUUUUAGACGGUAUACUUUAACACUACCAUAAAAGCGAAACAAUCAACUGUGUACUACACAGAUCUUAAACGAUUUGGAGAUAAAAACAAAAGAAGUGCGAAGUAGCAAAAGAACUAAGUGUACGAAACAAAAGCAAAAAAAAGUAGAACAAAAUGGAAAAUAACAGUUACAUGUAAAUAUUAGAGACCAGCGCAAUGAUUGAAUAGCUUGAAAUGCGUACAAAAUGAAACUGGUCCCCCAUACUUGUAUUAAAAAUGAUAAAUAUGAUAUACAAAACGUAAAACAAGAAGAUUAAACAAAAUCUACUCAAACAACAAAAAAAAAAAAACAUGCAAGCAGCAACAAGCCACAUGUUGAACCUAUAUCUUGCUCACUUAGAUUAAAGUAUGUUCCGGUAUGGCUCGAAAGCAAUUUAAAAAAGAAAAGGUGAAAAGGAGAGUUCAAAGAAGAAGAAAAAAAAAACAAAUGGAAACAAAUCAUGUUUUAUCACCUAAGUGUAGCUGCACAUUUACCGAAGCAAGAACGUAAAAAAAGAAAAAGAAACAAUACAUACAACUGCGAAAAACAUGCAGCAAAACAGCAACAAUUGCAAACAAAAGCAAGAAAGAGAAAAAAACAGAUGCAUAUAACAAAUCACGCAUGCUAUCUUAAACAUACGGACAGAAUAAAACUUCAACAUUGCCGUUAGAUUAAAGCAAAAUGCUAACAUUGAUAAAACAAAAACACAAACAAUCAAGCCUCGGUAGCAAAUUUUGCAAAAGCGAAACAUUAUCAGAUUAUCAUCAAACACUCCGCCGACAAGCGUAACUCGCGAAGCAAGAAGAAAAGGUAAAGUACGAAUGAGCCAUUCGCAGCAGGAAAGACCGUUUAGUGAUAAAAGUUCUGCUUAUAGUGCACAACCAUUUUCAACGAUUGAUUCAGAAACUAUGAUAUGUGUGUGUUUUGGUGUUUGUAAAAGAUGUAAGAACAAACCUGAAACAAAAAACAAAAAACAAAAAAACAAAAGAAAAAAGCAAGUGAACAAAGCGGAGUAAAACAAAGAGGUGAAAGGUUGAAAAGAAGACCGGCUGAACAGAUGAAUUGAUAUAAUAGAUACAACAGACAGAAACAUAACACACCAGCAAAACAAAAAGCUCUUAACGCAAAAACAUGAGAUGAAAGAUGGGUCAAAGAAUCGUAUAAAAUGCUCAAUCAGCUAUUUUUCAUCGCUGCGCGCAGGUGUGUUUUUGUUUGCUCUUGAAACACAGGCGGCAUCCUUACAUAUUUCUUCACCUGACACUCGUCCAUCAUCACACAUCAUUUCAUCGCUGCUGGUUGACAAGAAUCGUUCGAUCGUUAGCGUCGGUAAAGCUAUUCUUAAGGUACGCGACAUUUGCGAGACACUAACUAUAGUGUAUGUAUAGCUGUAGCGCGCAUGUUUAGAGCAUAAAUGAAAGCGAUUGUAAUGAUAGAGAGAAGGAGAAAGCGAAGAGCUCCCCGCGCUCGUGUUGUCCGUAGAACUAUGCAUUAAAAAGAACGACACCUUGCAUGAACCCGUCGUCCCACGGGAGAGGCUCUUGUACAAGAAGGCGCCCGAUUUCCCAGCCCAAUCGAAGCUUCCUUCAUUUUCACCCUCCCAUCCAUCCUUAUACCGACAUCAUCUCCUACACGCCCAUAGUUCGUAACCACUGUGCCAUGUGUGUGUUUACACAGGCCACCUCCAAAACACGUACAUCUCAAUGAUCUCAAGUGAAAUAAAUGAAAUACUUAGUUUCGACUGUCCUCUGAUUUAAAAAAAAAAAAACAACUAAAA
Anopheles gambiae (African malaria mosquito) is the source of this 11895-nucleotide messenger RNA. It is a transcript of the gene Mad, whose product is annotated as protein mothers against dpp. Gene Ontology annotation, molecular function: RNA polymerase II cis-regulatory region sequence-specific DNA binding; I-SMAD binding; DNA-binding transcription factor activity, RNA polymerase II-specific. The record is from RefSeq and is a predicted model, not a curated record. NCBI's taxonomy places the organism in Eukaryota, Metazoa, Arthropoda, Insecta, Diptera, Culicidae. Gene Ontology annotation, biological process: BMP signaling pathway; SMAD protein signal transduction; cell differentiation. The transcript has 3 exons. The coding region runs from base 5845 to 7425 and encodes 526 amino acids. Gene Ontology annotation, cellular component: heteromeric SMAD protein complex.